Molecule: messenger RNA, 1510 nt
Organism: Myxocyprinus asiaticus (Chinese sucker)
Lineage: Eukaryota; Metazoa; Chordata; Actinopteri; Cypriniformes; Catostomidae
Product: transcription factor HES-5-like
Exons: 2
Coding region: 352-828 (158 amino acids)
Biological process (GO): regulation of neurogenesis; regulation of transcription by RNA polymerase II; anterior/posterior pattern specification
Cellular component (GO): nucleus
Molecular function (GO): protein dimerization activity; DNA-binding transcription factor activity, RNA polymerase II-specific; RNA polymerase II cis-regulatory region sequence-specific DNA binding
Source: RefSeq, a predicted model, not a curated record
GUGCAUUAAAGACUCAAGUGGGUUGUCAUUGUGCGGUCACUUCGAUCACUUUACGAGGUCACAAAUUUCCCACAUUCACAGGCCACUAGCUGAAUAAGAUUUCAUCCCUUUUAAAACACCCCUCCACCUGCUCCCCAGAGAUGUGCUCAUUGUGUUUAGAGCAAUAAGGGCUUCACCAGCCAUGUGGCAACCAAACGCUCCCAUUGGUUGCAGACCGUGAGAACCUCCAGCAAACUCCAAACUCACACAUUCAUAUGGAGAUUUGGGAGUAUAAAUAGAGGAGAGAGUGAAGAGAGAACAGCACAUCUCAGAACUGAACCUCAAACAGACCUGAACAGCAGACACACAGUUAUGGCACCUACAAUCAGUGGAUCAUUGAUUUACACUGCAGAACAACAUCCAUUGACAAAUAAGCUAAGAAAGCCAAUAGUGGAGAAGAUCCGCAGAGAACGUAUCAACAGCAGUAUUGAGAAGCUCAAGUCUUUUCUGAGUCAAGAGUUUCUGACACAACAGCCCGACUCCAGACAGGAGAAAGCUGAUAUCCUGGAGAUGACGGUUGAUUUCUUGAGACGACAGCAGCAGAAUCUCUCCACCUGCUCCACGGCAGCUCAUGAGGGCUACUCCAGAUGUGUGCAGGAGGCUGUCAACUUCCUGUCUCAGUGUCAAGUGCAGACUCAGACCCACAGCAGACUGCUGAAGCACUUCCUCAACAUGCAGCCUCCCAGAGAGAAGAGCACAAGUGUACUGCCUCAGCUCAAUUCACCAGCCUGCCAGACCAGCAGCAAAGAGCAAACUUCAGCCUGCAGUGGACUCUGGAGACCCUGGUAGACCUCAAGGACACCUUAUGAUUUAUGAAACAGAAUUGAAAGUGCCAGUCUGAGAUUGGCAUGGACUGAAAUUCUAAUGUAGGAAUUUAUUUCCACUUCUGCUGCAUUUGCAGAAUGCUUAAACUACUUUCAGAGAAAGUAUGUGAUUUAUUGAAACUGUGUGACCAUCAAUAUUUUGUCAGAUUGUGUAGAAUCAUUUGCCAUGUAAAUGUAUUAUUACAUUCAUGAAAAAUAAGGUACAAGUAUUUGGUCAUAAAAAAGUUCAAGUAUGAUUCAGACGUUUAAGCUCUUGUAAACCUUUCACCCAUAAUGGAUUUAUACUCUGCAUCUUAAGGAUGUUUAAACUGCUAUCGUUUACUGAAAGCAUGUGAUAUAUACUUGAAAUUUCAAAUCCUACUGUUAUUACAUUAGAAAUAUUUCUUCAUUUGAAGAUAUUUUAUUCUGUGUGGAAAGCACAAUUGCUUGAUGUUAUUGUUUGCAUGUGUUACCAUGAAUUGGACUUUUACCUUGUAUACUCACUGUGUGAUUGAAUUUUAUCUUUUAUAAGCAAAGUUAAGUUCUUACCUUAUUUGAAGGUGCCUUCUGUGUUUUAGUUCAUAUUGAAGUACAACAUAAAAAUAAAUGUGAAAAACAUAAUCUGUAAAGUGUCUUUGAAUUCUUAAACAAUUAAAUUAACUCACAAA